Messenger RNA from Cuscuta campestris, 779 nucleotides. The record is from the annotation of a GenBank genome assembly. Lineage: Eukaryota; Viridiplantae; Streptophyta; Magnoliopsida; Solanales; Convolvulaceae.
GACAUGCACUGUUCAAUCAAAGACUAACAUGGAUAUUCUCAAUCCAAUCAAUCCUGCAAAACGCCAAUCAUUCCCUUCACUGUUUGCCUCGUGAUGGAUGAGCGACGGGGUGUCCUCUAGCCUCUGAUGUUGAUUGCCCUUCUCAAGUAGCGCAACAUGACCGGUCACCUUUCCUCAAAGGUUGGAGUUCUAUCCGAAGAAGUUGGCCGGUCACUCCUGGAAUCCAAGGACCAGGUCUCCGAACUCACCCUCCUUCUUGAUUCUGCCAAGUUGGAGAUCAAUGACCGGGUCGAAAGGGAGAAGAAGCUGGAGGAAGAGCUAAUGGCUGAAAGGGCCAGGUUAGAGGAGGAGAGGACCAAGUUUGCCCUUCUGGAGGAGGAAAGGAAUAGAAAGGUGGCCGAGCUUGAGGAUGCGUUGGGCCAGGCUGAAGAAUCUGCCCGGGCAAAGGAGGAGGCCUUUCCCACCUUGGCUGCUGACUGGGCUGCACGCCAUCACACGGAGGUUGCCUGGUCCAUUCUCACUACCCCGGCGGAAACUAUGGACUUCUUCCAAGUCAUGUAUCAAGAGCCAGAGGGUAAGAGGAUGAUAACCGAGAUCGGUUGAUAUGGCUUUCAGUGUGGCCAAAAGGAUGAGAGGUCUCUUCUCUAUGCUCGGCUUCAGAAGAGGGACCCUUCAUUUGAUCCGGCCAAGAUGAAGCUUCCUCCUUUGUACAAGGAAGAGCCAGCCCCCCCUUUCCCUUUACAAUAGGUUAAGGUAGAUAAUGAAAAAACUCUGAAUUU